AUGAAGAGAUUAGGAUAAGCUCUGAUCUUGAUUUAUUGGUUAACUCUACUAUAAAAUACAUCUGCAGCUUCGAACUCUCUAAGUGUUUCAAAUGCUGCUUGUUCAUGCACAUAACUUUUAACUGAGAAAGAAUGUAGAGAACGUAAAUGCUAUUGGAACAACAAAAAAUGCUCUAUUUUAACAAUAAACACAGUCAAUUAUUGCGAUUCAAUAGGGAUAGAAGUUUGUAAAAGUACAGCUGGUUGUGCUAAUGUUUCUGAGAAAUGUGUGUCAUUUUCAGGAUGCAGUGCUUACUAAUACCCAACGAAUGAAACUUGUUAAAACAUCUCAAUAAAUUGUACUACAGAUGGAGAAUAGUGUAUAGAAUUAGAUAAGUGUAGUAGUUACAAAAAUCAGGUAAGUUGCGUAAAAGAUGAAAACGGGAAGUUUUGUUAUUGGAAUACUGAAAAGAGUAUAUGUGAAUUACCAACAACAUGUGAUCUAUUGCCAAUUUCUUUAAAUUCUGAUUUAUUAUGUAGAGCUUAGAUUAGUAGUUGUACAAUGAAGGAGGGUGGUGGAUGUGAAGCAAGUGGAGAAAAAUGUGAAAAUUAAAAAUUGGAAGGAGCAUGUUAUACAAGUUUAGAUUAAAAAAAGUAAUGUAUUUGGGAUUAAAAUUCAUGCAAAGAGAAAAUAUGUAUAAAUGCUCCUAUAACUAAUAUUACACAUGAAUUAUGUACAAAAUAUUUAUCUACUUGUACAGUAAAUGAUACUUUAAAUGGAUGUCUAGAUUAAUAAAUGUUAUGUUCAUCAUAUAAGAUUUAGGAUAAUUGUAUUAUUAAUAGUGUUGGUUAAAAUUGUUAUUGGAAUAAAAACAAUUAAAAAUGUGAAGAUAAAAAUUGUGAUAAUGCAACUGAUGAAUAUUAGAAUCAUGAUAUGUGUUAAUAAUGGUUGAAUACUUGUACUGUUAAAUCUGGUGGAAUAGGUUGUUAGACUAAAUUAAAUGAUUGUACAAAAUAUACUACUUUUAAUUAAUGUAUUAAGACUUUAGCUGGAGAUGAAUGUUUUUGGAAUGAAACUAAAUGUUAAUUAAAAUCAUGUGAGAAUGCACCUUCAACAAAUAUUAAUCAUGAUAUGUGUUCUUUAUUUUUACCAAUUUGUACUGUAUAAAUUGAUUUAACUGGUUGUGAAAAAUAAAAGGUUACUUGUUCACUUUAUACAAAAGAAGAAUAAUGUGUAUCUUAAUUAGAUGGUAAGUUAUGUAUAUUCUAGAAUGAUUUAUGUAUAGAGAGAAUUUGUAGUAAUGCUUCUGAAGACUUAACAAACGAUUCAGAAUGUAAAAGAUUUUCAUCUACUUGUAUGGUCAAAUCUAAUUAUAAAGGAUGUAUUUUAUAAGAAUGCAUAAAUAUUUAAACAAAAGAUCAUUGUACAUUAGAUUAUUAAAAUAAAUAAUGUUAUUAUGGAUAAUAAUGUUAAUUAAGAAGUUGUGCUAAUGCUCCAUAGACAUUUAAAACAGAUGCAGAAUGUAGAUCAUUUUUAAAUGAAUGUACAGUAAAUGAAGAACUUAAAGGAUGUAUAGAGAGACCAUCAUCAUGUGAUAAAUUAAAUGAAUAAUAAUGUACUAUGUUAAGUGAUAAUAUUACAAAAUGUAGUUGGAAUGAUGAUGAUGAGAGUAAUAAAGCAUGUAGAAUUUUUAAUUGUUCAGAUAUUACACCAGGAACAUAAACAAAUGAAACUUGUAGUGCUUUUGAUUAAUCUUGUACAGUUGCUGAUAAUCCUAGUAUAUGUAUGUAAAAACCAUUGGGUUGUUCAUUAAUGUUAAAUAAAGAUCAUUGUUUAGCAGUAAUAUUAAUAGAUAUGUAUUCAACUUGUAGUUGGGAUAAUGAAAAUUAAUUAUGUAGAGAUCGUUAAUGUUCAGAUGCUGAUUAAGCAAUAAAGACAGAAAAUGAAUGUAGAAAAUAUUUAUCUAUAUGUACACUUAGUACUACAGGAAGUGGAUGUAUGAAUGAACCUACAUCAUGUAAAGGAUAUAAUUCAAAAGAGGUUUGUUAAAGUUUAGUAUCUAAUCCAAAUAAUAUAAUAUUAUGUGGUUGGAAUGGUUGUGAAAAUAGAACUUGUUUUAAUGCACCUAUUCUAAAUUAAGGAUAAUAAUAUACACAUUAAUUAUGUCAUACAUAUUUAAAUUCAUGUACUUUAAAUGCUGAUUAGACUGGUUGUGUUGCUAAAUUUACAUCAUGUGAUGAAGUUAAAAGUUAAUUUUAAUGUGGAGAAACAGUUUUAGUAAAUGGAUCAAGAUGUUAUUAUGAUGUUUCAACAGAUAAUUAUUUUUGUAGAGACUUUAAAUGUACAGAUGAAACCACUUCAUAAAUGACACAUGCUAAAUGUUAAAGUUAUAGUAAUUAAUGUACUCUUGGUGAAAGUGGAAUGGGUUGUAUUGAUCUAUUAAGUUCAUGUUCAGACAUUAAAGAAAUGUAAUAAUGUGAAGGAACUAUUUUGAGUUUAAAUCGUUUAUGCAGUUGGGAUACUAAUCCUACACCUGAAUCUGAAAAUUAAGUUCCAAUUUGUAAAGAUAGAUAAUGUAAAUUCAGUCCUUAAAAAGAUACUCCUGAUGGUUGUGAAAGUUAUUUAGGAUCUUGUACACUUGGAGAUCCAGAAUUAGGAUGUAUUGAAAAACCUUCAUCAUGUAAUGGUUUAACUCAAAAAUAAUGUAAUAAUGUAAAAUUAAUUAAUGGAACAUAUUGUUCAUUUGAUAGUACUAUUGUAGUUGAAUCUGAAUAAUGCCAUCCUAGAAUUUGUGCUGAUGCUCCUACUAAAUAUUAAACUGAUGCUGAUUGUAGAACUUGGUUACCUAAUUGCACAGUAAGAUCUGAUGAAUCUGGAUGUAUUGAUGAACCUGCUGAUUGUUCUUAAAUGAUGAAAUUGUAAUGCUUUAAACAAUCUACCAAAAAAGUUACUUGUUUCUGGAAUGCCAAUGCUAAUCCUGCCAGUUGUAGAGCAGCUCUAUGUACUGAUGCAAGUACAAGUUUAUAUACAAGUGAUGCACUAUGUAAAACAUAUAGAUCUGAUUGUACUGUUGCUAAAGCUAAUGGUUGUAUUACAUAACCAACUUCAUGUGCUUCUUUAGAUCAAGAUCAUUGUCCUAAAGUAACUAUCAAUGCAGCUAGUAAAGAUGCUAGUGAAAAUAAGUGCAGUUGGAGUCUUACAACUUCAGCUUGUUAAGAUAGAGUUUGUACUGAUGCACCAAAUACAAUUAAUACAGAAGAAGGUUGUAGAAGUUGGCUCAAGACUUGUACUCUUGGAUUGACUAAUUAAGGAUGUAUUACUGAAUAGACCACAUGUGAUUUAGUAUAAACAUAGAAUUAAUGUUAAGUGUUAUCUAAUGGUACUAAAUGUGGAUGGAAUACAGGUUGUGUAAAUAGAACAUGUUCUAAUGCUCCUGAUACUUAUAUUACUGAUGAAUAAUGUAGAGAUUAUCUAUCAACUUGUACUGUUUAAGCAGAUGGAACUGGAUGUGUUAUACGAGCAUCUAAAUGCACUGAUAUUUUAGUAGAUAAACAAUGCAUUAAAAUUAAUAAUAGUAAAUUAUGUCAAUGGAAUACAAUUAAAUUAAAAUGUGAAGAUAGAGCAUGUACUAAUGCACCUAUUACAUUAAUUAAUCAUGAUAUGUGUUAAAAUUUCUUAUCUACUUGUACUGUUAAAGCAAGUGGAACUGGUUGUUAAACAUUGUUUGAUAAAUGUUCUGCAUAUACAGUCAAUAAACAUUGUAUAUUAACAUCAAGUAAUAAUGGUUGUCAAUGGGUUAUCAUUUCAGGAACAGGAUAAUGUGUAGAUAUUUAUGAAUCAUGUUCAUCUUACACUAUGGAAGCAUCUUGUACUGCAUAAAAGGAUUAAUCUAAAUGUAUUUGGUCAAAUGGAUCCUGUUAUAAUAGAGAAUGUUAACAUGCACCCAAAUCUUAUUCAACUCAUGAAUAAUGUCAAGAAUAUGGAAAUUGUACUACCAAUGGAUAAGGUUGCAUAAAUUAUAUAUCAUGUGAUUAAUAUAAAUAUGCAGCUUCUUGUGUAUAAGGAAUCAAUGGUAAAUGUGCAAUUGUUAAUUAAUGUCAAAAUAUCAGUUGUGAUUUAGCCUUAUCUACUUAUAAGACUCAUUCAGAUUGUCAAGCAUUUCUAUCUACAUGUACUACAAAUGGAAAUGGUUGUAUUGAAAUCAAGAGAUGUUAAGAUGCUUAUGUGGAAGAAGCCUGUAAAAUUAAUACAAAUAAAAGAGAGUGUGCAUGGGUUAAUGGAAUGUGUUAUGAUAAAAGUUGUGAUACUGCUGAUAUAUCUAUUUAAUCAGAAAAAGGAUGUGAGGAAUAUUAUCCUGAAAGCAAAUGUACUACUAAAAAAGGAGGAGGUUGUAUUACAAAAGGCAAGUGUAAAGAUGCAUAAGUAGAAUCAGCAUGUACUUCAUAAUUUGAUGGAUUGAAAUGUUCAUGGUAAAAUGGAACUUGUUAAUUAAGAUCAUGCACAGAUUUAUUGGGUUAUGAUCAUAAAACAUGUAAUACUGCUUAAGCUGAUUGUACAACAGAUGGAUAUCAAUGUACAAUGAUGAAAACAUGUUCAAAUACUUUGAUUGAAUAAGCAUGUAUUAAGGGAACAGAUGGACCAUGUAUAUGGAGUUAUGGAAAAUGUUAUAGAUAUACAAAAUGUACAGAUCUCAUUUAUACAACUCAUGUUGAAUGCAACUCUAUCCAUCCUUAAUGUACUACAAAUGGAUAUAAUUGUGUUGCUAUUACAAAGUGUUCUAAAACACCAAAAGUUGCUUGUUUUAUUGGUAUUAAUACAAAUUAAAUUGGAAAAUGUAUUUGGACACCAACAUCUGUAAAAAUAUCAGCACCCUAUUAAUGUAUCGACUUCACUGAUUGUACAAAUGCUUUAUAUUUAAAUCAUAAUGAUUGUUAUAAUUAUUCUCUUGGAUAAUGUACAAGUGAUGGUGUAAGUGGUUGUAUUAAAUUAGAUAAUUGUACAAAUUAUACUGUUUAAUCUGCAUGUUUUGUUGAUAAAGCUGGAAAAUCAAUAAAUUCAGCUGGAGCUAUUACAUCAACAGGUAAAUGUAAAUGGUCAUCUGGUAAAUGUGUUGCUUAAGGUUGUAUUGAUAUUAUUGGAUAUAGUCAUAAUGAUUGUAAUAGUUAAUUGAGUACAUGUACUUAUAAUGGAAAGAAUUGUGUUGUGUAAGGUACAUGUAGUAGUUAUACUACAAAUGAUUCUUGUACAGUUACAACAGGUACAGAUGGUAAAUGUUAUUGGGAUAGUAAUAUAUGUAAAGCUAUGAAAUGUGAAGAUUAUCCUGUUACUUUAUGUUCACUUUAUUCAUCUACUUGCAUUUAAGAUGGAUCAACAUGUGUUUCACUUCAGGAAUGUUCAUAAUAUAAAACUUAAACAGCUUGUGAUUAUGGUAGUCCAACUAGUGUUUGUGCUUGGAUUGUUACCACUACAAAUAAUAAAGGUAAAUGUGUUGAAGUAACUACAUGUACUAUAGCAACUGUCUAUGAAAAGGCAUGUAAGAAAUUGUCUGAUAGAUGUUAUUGGUAAACUAUUACUGUUGCUAAUUCAACAGAACAUAUUUGUGCUCCUAAAACUUGUGAGAUACAAACUGGAACUACUUGUACAGGAUAUUAUGAUUGGUCUCUUAAAACUUAUACUGUAUGUUAAUUUAGUGCUUAAGGGAAAUGUAUUUCUACUGAUCCCACCAGUUUGUAUUAAAAUGAUUGUCCAUUGGCUACCUUAUAUUAAUACACCUGGAAUCCAACUACAAAUAAAUGCACUAUUUGUAAUGCAGUUUAAACCAAUAAUUCUACACAAUAGAAUUAAUCAAAUACAACUGAAGAUAGUUCAGCAUAUAUUUUAUCAAUUGUAAUUCUUCUUGGAUUUGUAAUUUGA
Paramecium pentaurelia is the source of this 5892-nucleotide messenger RNA. NCBI's taxonomy places the organism in Eukaryota, Ciliophora, Oligohymenophorea, Peniculida, Parameciidae. The record is from the annotation of a GenBank genome assembly.